AAGCAGUGUCUCUCAUAGAUCAUAGCAUUCAUUUUUUUGUUUCUUUUUAAGUGAAAGAGUACUUGAUGGCACAAACCUUAAUGUUCGAAGAUGGUAAUAAUGCAGGAGAACUAGGAAAAGAGACCUCACAUACUGAAACAACAAACUCUACUCCUCCUUUUACCAGGGCUAUAAGGGAUGUCUUGUCUCUCUGCAAACUCCGGCGGAUUGUGGUGUCCUUUCUACUGGCUUUGUUUCCUUUUCCUGUGGAGCGUGAAUUUCACUUGGACUUGGAAAUAUUUUUGACUGCUCGUAACAGGAAUUGCCGGAAGAAAAUCCAUCCUUGUGAAUCGAGAUGUUUACUUUUAAAGUUCUCACGCGAGAUUGCCCAAGUGGUAUUUACUGGAGAGUGUAUGUUUCCCGAAGGAACCAAACUGGAAUUGGUUAAUGCUGUUAGGGGACAACAUGUGAGACAGGGACCUCUAGCCUCAGCACUAGUUGAAAUAUUUCUACUUAAUGGCGAGGAAAAUUGGACAAUUGAAGAACUAAACAGUCAUAUCAUGAUGCAAAAAAGAGGUGGAAAAUCAGAGUGCGGCAAAAAUCCAUAUUUGAGGUUGGAAGGAGGCGUUGUUUCUGUUGACGAAAUUAAAUUCAAGCACAGACAAAAGCAUAUGAAGAAGUUGGAAAUGGUAAGGCUAGGAGCACGAGUUGUCAAUCAAUCACACCGAGUUAUAGUGAAAGAGGCUGUUACAGGACCCCUCACUAUCAAGGAUAAACGUUUAAAACCAAAGAAGCGGUACCCUCCAUCACCAACUGAUGACGUAUGGAGGCUAGAGCAGAUUUACAGAAAUGGUGCUUUCCAUAACCGGUUGACUGAAAAUGGUAUCAAAACCGUGGAGGAUUUCCUAAUCGAACUCUACAACAAUCCUCGGAGGCUACGCUGUAUCCUUGGCAAAAGCAUGUCUGAUGAUUAUUGGAAAAAGGCUACAACGCAUGCUAAGACAUGUAAUAUUGAUGGAAGAACAUACUUGUAUUAUCAUAUGGAGACAGAACAAAAAUUUGCAGUGGUGUUUAAUGUUGCUGGCCAGGUGAUGUUGUUGGACUCAGGGUGCGGUUUACAUCAAUUCAACAAACUCUCUGAAUCUCAAAAGGUGUAUGCACACAAGUUAGUGGAAACUGCAUUUGCAAACUGGGAAAGUGUCCUAAAAUUUGAUAACGAUAUUUCUAUCACGGAUCACUUAUCAUCGUCCAUAUUAUCCCCAUUAUCCUGUCCCAUGCUUGAUGAUUUCCAGCAUUCAGAACUUCAACUUACUUCAACGUCAAAUUUUUUUCAGAGAACUGCUGAAAGUAGCCAGUGGGUGGUCAGUGCAGAAUGUUCCACUUCUUAUGCAAUUGUCGACCAGCAAGCAGAGCCAGAUGGCAUGUCUUUUGAUAUCCCUGCUUCUGGCUAUACAACAACUCCCAACCAGACUCUGAAUUCAGGAGAUUAUUGGGAGAAAAUCAUGCAGCUUCUUAAUUCUGAUGAACUUCAAUUUGAGGAUUUCCCAUACCGAGAGCCUGGCCAAGCCACCUACUCUGCUGCUGAAACAAGUUCCACGCAGUUUUAUGGAUUGCAACAUGAUGAGUGUAUGGAUCUUUCCCAAAACCAAUUCACGGACUUGAUGAUAUCUGAAGAUCUGCACACGGUCAUCCAUGAAGAUGGCACAAAUGCUAAUCAAUGGCAUGAAAUGAAUGAUAUCUCAAUGGCUCCUGUGGCCUCUAUGUGCAAAGGCAAGUCGAAGAAGAGCUGGGCCAAGAUAUCUAGCAUACUCCGAUGGUUCUCAUUGAAAAGGUUUGUUAAACUUAAAAAGGUCCAAAUUACCAAGAAGCGGAAAUUAUCCAGAUAAGCAUAUGGUAAACAGGAACCACUGGCUCUGUCACAUUUAGGUGGAGAUCGAUCAGCAGUCAUCAAUGUUUAUACCGUGUGAUGCUUUUAGUUCAUCGUUGAAACUAGUGUGGGUGAUUUUUAUGAAUAACUUGAGUUCAUGCUUUAAUAUGAACUAGUUGACGAGUUUGAAUUGUUGGAACUUAUGAAAAAUGUAAUGAUUUUAAUUAUUAGUAUUAUGUCUGAAAGAACGAAUGUCAAUUCGAAUUGGUGGAGGAACAUGCCUACAAUAAUAUUUGUGUACAGUUAAACAUGCUUUGGAAUUAAGUGGUCCGCUA
Messenger RNA from Lycium ferocissimum, 2181 nucleotides. Its product is annotated as calmodulin-binding protein 60 A-like. Bases 66 to 1865 code for a protein of 599 amino acids. Gene Ontology annotation, cellular component: nucleus. Gene Ontology annotation, molecular function: sequence-specific DNA binding; calmodulin binding; DNA-binding transcription factor activity. The transcript is spliced from 8 exons. The record is from RefSeq and is a predicted model, not a curated record. Lineage: Eukaryota; Viridiplantae; Streptophyta; Magnoliopsida; Solanales; Solanaceae. Gene Ontology annotation, biological process: regulation of salicylic acid biosynthetic process.